AUGACACAUGAAACCGGACAUUCAAACUUAAGUUAUACGUUUGGAUCUACUAGUCUGUGGCUUAGAACGCAAAUCAAUUCCAAGGUUUUAUUGCAAACAGAGUAUUCUGGUACAAGCAGGGACAAGGUUCUGAGACCAGAGAGACUAGAGGUAGAUCCUAACUCUAGUGAAGCAUCCUGUGAGUGGCUGCACUGGAAGAAGACUUUCGAUAAUUUUUUAAACGCCUUGCCGUCUGAAGGCCUUGAUAAACUAGGUGUACUGGUGAAUUUCAUAUCUCCUCGUAUAUUCCAAUAUAUUGAGAAGGCAGAAUCGUACGAUACUGCGAUUGAGAUUCUGAAAACAAUCAAACAUUGUAACUUCAAAGCUGUAUCUGCUGUUCAAAACCGAGAUGCUUAUGUCCGAGACGCUUUUAUCCGGGGGUUAAACUCCACAUGGAUACGACAGCGUUUGUUGGAAAACAAACACCUUGAUCUUAAUACGACAUACGAUCAAGCCAGGAGCUUAGAAGUAGCUAUUAAGAAUGCUGAAGUUUAUCGAGUAUCCGAUUCUUCUACUGUGUCUGCGGCUGCUCAAAACAGUGAAACUCAAAACGAUGAGACAUCGUGUGAUAUCGAGAAAAUAUCUGCUACUGCAAAUACCGCGUGCUUUUUCUGUGGCGGAACGAAACAUCCUCGUUCAAAAUGUCCAGCCCGAAAUGUGUUUUGUUUCAAAUGUCAUAAAAAAGGACAUUUCAUAAAAGUCUGCAGAGGAACCGUUUUCAACCCACAAAAACCUGACGAAGUCACUGCAUGUUCUAACUCGUAUAUAUUAGGGAUGGCUUUUGACAAUACCCCAAAAUCAUUGAGAGGGUCGUCGUCUGUGAUUCAUAUUGAAGGACACGAAGUACGUGCACUUUUUGAUAGUUGCAGUAGUCAGAGUUUCAUACACCCUCGUCUCAUAGAACGGUGUAACCUCCCAAUCAAAAGGGACACAGUUAGGGACAAGGUAGCAAUGGCUUCUCUGGCGUGUUCCAUGCCUAUAAAAGGUUGCACAGCAGCUGAUAUUGAAUAUCAGGGCCGACACUAUCCAAAAUUCAAUUUGAGAGUAAUGAAUGAUCUAUGUUGUGACAUUUUACUUGGAAUAGACUUUCAAGGACAACAUCAAAGUGUAACUUAUAAUUACGGCGGCGAUCGACCUCCAAUGUCUGUAUGUGGCUUUUCAACUUUCAAAAGUUUGCCACCAGAACCAUUCAAAAAUCUGACUGCUGACUGCCAUCCUAUUGCUACAAAGUCUCGUUGGUAUUCCAAAGAUGACAGAAAGUUUAUUGAAAUGGAGGUCAACCGUUUGUUACAGGAAGGAAUUGUAACGCCUAGCAGAUAUCCGUGGAGAGCUCAAGGUGUCGUCGUAAAGGGUGAAAAUGGGAAACGAAGCACAGUGGAUUUGAAAAGUGCAUACCAUCAAGUUCCACUUGAAAAGGAAGACCAGAAAUAUACUGCUUUCGAAGCUGCGGGUGCUCUGUUCCAGUUCACUCGUUUACCGUUUGGAGUCGCAAAGGGCGAAGUCACAAACACUUGCAGAUAA
Molecule: messenger RNA, 1560 nt
Organism: Styela clava
Lineage: Eukaryota; Metazoa; Chordata; Ascidiacea; Stolidobranchia; Styelidae
Source: RefSeq, a predicted model, not a curated record